This is a messenger RNA of Oncorhynchus gorbuscha (pink salmon), 1550 nucleotides long. Its product is annotated as sister chromatid cohesion protein PDS5 homolog A-like. Gene Ontology annotation, biological process: DNA repair; mitotic sister chromatid cohesion. Lineage: Eukaryota; Metazoa; Chordata; Actinopteri; Salmoniformes; Salmonidae. Gene Ontology annotation, cellular component: nucleus; chromatin. The transcript is spliced from 11 exons. The annotation marks the transcript as partial. The record is from RefSeq and is a predicted model, not a curated record.
UCGUGUAUUGAUCGUGUAUUGCAGAGGGAGAUUACUCGUAAACUGACGUUCCCGAAGCAGCCCACCAACCCCUUCCUGGAGAUGGUGAAGUUCCUGUUGGAACGCAUCGCGCCCGUCCACAUCGACUCAGAGGCCAUCAGUGCUCUGGUCAAGCUGCUGAAUAAGUCUAUCGAGGGAACGGCUGAUGAUGAUGAGGAAGGUGUCACACCUGACACUGCCAUCCGCUCUGGACUGGAACUACUGAAGGUUCUGUCCUUCACCCACCCCACAGCGUUCCACUCUGCUGAGACGUAUGAGUCUCUGCUUCAGUGUCUGAAGAUGGAGGAUGACAAGGUGGCCGAGGCGGCCAUUCAGAUCUUCAGGAACACCGGACAGAAAAUAGAGACCGAACUACAGCAGAUACGAUCGACCCUGAUCCCAGUCCUUCAUCAGAAGGCUAAACGUGGGACCCCCCACCAGGCCAAACAGGCUGUCCACUGUAUCCACGCCAUCUUCUGUAACAAGGAGGUCCAGCUGGCGCAGAUCUUUGAGCCUCUCUCUCGUAGUCUGAAUGCUGACGUCCCAGAACAGUUGAUAACCCCCCUGGUCAGUCUGGGUCAUAUCUCUCUACUGGCUCCAGAUCAGUUUGCCUCCCCCAUGAAGGCCAUCGUGGCCAACUUCAUCGUCAAGGACCUGCUCAUGAACGACAGGUCUGUAGGAAACAAAAAUGGGAAGCUGUGGACAUCUGACGAAGAAGUUUCUCCUGAGGUGCUGGCUAAGGUGCAGGCCAUUAAGCUGUUGGUGCGUUGGCUCCUCGGUAUGAAGAACAACCAGUCUAAAUCGGCCAACUCCACCCUCCGACUGCUGUCCGCCAUGCUGGUCUCGGAGGGAGACCUCACAGAACAGAAAAAGAUCAGUAAGUCAGACAUGUCUCGUCUGCGUCUGGCAGCAGGAGGAGCCAUCAUGAAACUGGCCCAGGAACCGGUUUACCAUGACAUCAUCACACCGGAACAGUUCCAGCUCUGUGGGCUGGUCAUCAACGAUGAGUGUUACCAGGUGCGUCAGAUCUUUGCCCAGAAGUUACACCUGGCUCUGGUCAAGCUGCUCCUCCCGUUAGAGUACCUGGCCGUCUUCUCGCUGUGUGCCAAAGACCCGGUCAAGGAGAGGAGGGCCCACGCCAGACAGUGUCUGCUCAAGAACAUCAGUAUCAGACGGGAAUUCAUCAACAACAACCCCCUGGCCCACGAUAAGAUGAUGUCUCUCCUACCAGAGUAUGUGGUUCCUUAUAUGAUCCACCUGUUGGCUCAUGACCCAGACUUCACCAAGCCACAGGACUUUGAACAGCUCCGAGACCUCAAGGAGUGUCUGUGGUUCAUGCUAGAGGUGUUGAUGGUGCAGAAUGAGAACAACAGUCACGCCUUCCUGAGGAAAAUGGUGGAGAACAUCAAGCAGACCAAAGACGCACAGUGUCCUGACGACCCGAAGGCUAACGAGGUACACACACACACACACACACACACACACACACACACACACACACACACACACACACACACACACACACACACACA